GUGAUAGAUUGUUUUGAAGGACUUUAUAGAGGAUUCUCCAGGCAAGACGGUAUUGAUGGAGAAAGAUGACUCACUACCUAAAGUAUCUAAAAAUGUAGACUAUGUAAUGGAUGUUGAGAAGAUCACAUGCAGUGUAAAUGAACGGUCAAGAGACUCUUUGGAUAGCCUUGUGCUGAAAAGCUCUUCCACAACUCCGGCUGAUAUGGAUGUUCUUGGAAGCAAGCAGCACACAGAUGUAGAUUGGCAUCUUGAUGAAAACCAUAAUCUUUAUAAUUCUCAAGGAAAAGCUGAAACAGCCCAGAUUUCUGAUGAUUCUAUGGAUAAAGAUGAUAUGCACUCAUGCAAGACUGUCCUAUCCAUGGAAGGGAUAGAGUCACUGCUUCAAGAAUCAUCCCUGAGUUCUCCAAGUCCCUCUUCUUCAGGUAUUCAUUGUGCAUUAUCAAAUGAUACUAUACAAGUUAAAAGUUGCUUGAAUGAGGAGAAAUCUGUCUAUCAUGAAUAUUAUGACCGAAAGAGAAGCAGGAGAAGUCCCGUUUCAAGGAACCUGGAACAUUAUAGUAAAGAGUAUGAUCGUUCAAGGAACCUGGAACAUUAUAGUAAAAAGUAUGAUCGAUCUUCUCCCGUUUCAAGGAACCUGGAACAUUAUAGUAAAGAGUAUGAUCGAUCUUCUCCCGUUUCAAGGAACCUGGAACAUUAUAGUAAAGAGUAUGAUCGAUCUUCUCCCGUUUCAAGGAACCUGGAGCAUUAUAGUAAAGAGCACGGUCGAUCUUCUGAAAGGAAGAUUGUCAAUACUAGACGGGAUACGAGAGCAUACAGGCCUGAUUGUUAUGAUAGAGAAGAAGAAGAUGCAAUACACCACAAAAGAUACGACCAUUUUAAUAGUAACAAUGAAAAGGCUUUUUGUUGGAAAGUUCAACAAGAUAUCAGAAACGAUGAAGAGCAGAAACGAUGA
Messenger RNA from Impatiens glandulifera, 952 nucleotides. RefSeq lists its product as uncharacterized. The coding region runs from base 56 to 952 and encodes 298 amino acids. The record is from RefSeq and is a predicted model, not a curated record. The transcript is spliced from 2 exons. Lineage: Eukaryota; Viridiplantae; Streptophyta; Magnoliopsida; Ericales; Balsaminaceae.